AUUGGGCUACCUCGGGGGCGGAAGGCAGAGCUGCUGCUCAAACUUGCGGCGGGAAGCGCGGGGGGCCCAGGCGAGCCGUCGCCAUGGAGACGCUGUUGUGGCAGGUGGAGCAGCUGCCCGGGCUCCUGGCCGUGUCCCGCUCGGGGCAGGUCCGGGACUGGGACCCGUCAACCCUGGAUAGAGCCCUGCAGUGGGGCCGCUACUUCCAGCACCUGCACGGCCGCUUCCGCGCCCAGCCCCGGCUCCGGGCCGCCCUGGGGCAGCGACUCCGCCGAGGGCAGCCGGGGCCGCCGUUAGGCUUCGGACACCUGGGGCGCUGCCCGGAGCUGCUGGGCCUAGCGCUGCUGGGCAACCGGGCGCUGCCGCCCGCCGCCUGCCACCGCCUCCUGCGGAGCUUGCUGCUGCCGCCCAGCGGCCAGGCUACCCCGGGGCCCUGCAGCCUCGGCCUCCUGGCCCGGCGCAGGGCCGCCGUCCAGCUGCUGCCGUCGCCCAGCCCAGCCCCGGCGCGCCCUGAGGAGCUGGAGCCGUCGCUGCGGACCGAGGCCCAGCUGCUGCUGUCCCGGCUGCAGGAAGACGAGGAGGAGCAGGGACCGGCGAGUGUCCUGGAGCAUCUGCCCGGGCCUAGGGUCUACCGGGUGCUGGCGGCGCUGCUGCUGGAGCAGGCCGGGGACAACGCUGGCAGAGAGGGGGCCAGCUGGGCAGAGCACAGGGAGGGGCCCAGGCCGGCUGCGGCGGUGCUCUCCUGGCUGCUCGGGGACCCAGGCCGGCUCUCCGCUUUCUGCCGCCUCCUCCCGGGCUCCCUCCUCGUUGCCCUUUCUGCCCGAUACCCCCAGCUGGGCACCCCUUACUUACAUCUCCUUACCAGUUGGGGCAGCCGCUUGCGCUACGAUCCCCUGCGCGGCCAGUGGGCCAGCAGCCGCUGCCCUAGUGAGGACGAGUUCUCCUGGGAAGAGCUGCGGGAGCGCUUCGGCUGCUUCAUGAGGGGACCUGACCCGCUCCGAGAGGCUGCCCUGGCUUCUCUGAAAAACCUGAAGAUCCAGGAUGGAGACUUCGAAGUCUGCGGCCUGAGUGUCUGGACUGACCUGUUGCUGGAGAUGGAGGCACCUCUCUAAAGACACUCCAGCGUUAGCCCGGAGGAGGAGGAGGAAAGGACUAGAACAUUAAAUAGGUUUCAUAUGAAAUUAAAUGGCCUGAAAUCCGAGAAACCGGAGUAAUUUUCUUUUCUCUAUAACUAACAUCAAAGCCAACUGGAUUAUAUCUUGUUUGGAGUGAAAAGGCAACUUUGUGAUCAGAUUGCAUGCCAUAAAACUUAAGUAAGUUAGCAAAGAGCGCCUAAAGGAUUGGGUUCUGCUCUGGCACAUGCUGGUAUAAACCUGGACUGACUCCCCCCACAGGAGUUACCCAUGUAAACUCAGUUAAAUGAGCUCAGAAUCCUUACAUCUAGUCAAGUAGUUCCCAGUUUAAUUUCUCUUACACUGAGAACAAGUUGACUAGGAAUCCUUAAUCUUUCCUCUUCCAAUUUGUUUUCUUCCCACCACCUCUCAUGUCUUUGCCAGCUCUGAUAUUCUCCAAUACUUAUGGUUGGGCUAUUUGGUUUAAGGAUACCCUUAAUUCUGCUGAUCACUAACAGGAAAUGCUUCCAUCCACUAUUGGCACUAUUGCUACAAAAGUAAAGUGUGCAAAUACCUUAAAAUAUAGAGAAACUAGCUUAACUUUCUGUGUGUUGAAAAGUUAGAAGUUGAACUGUGUAUUGCCAUGGGUACAGUGUGUUGACAUUUGUCUGUUUCUAGCAGUUGCAUGCUGGCAGAGUACAAAAAGGGGAAAGGGACUUUUUUGUCUCACCUUUUUAGGAUGCUCAUAAUUCCAAGUUAAAUGUAUUCUUUGCUAUCACCUUGUCUUCCAGUAGUGGUUUAUUUUUGCCUUUUUUUCUUCAUGCUUCGAAAUAUCCUAGGCACAAUGUGGGUAGGAGUGCAGAGGUCAGAGGAGAUUUCAUGCCCCGUGGGAAAGAGUCCAGAAAGCGUACAUAAAGCCUUGCUGAUUUGAUCUUUUAUCAAUCACCAAGUGGCAUGUUUGUUACUAUAUUGUAGUGGAAACUUCAUUUUCCUAUCCUAUUUGUUUAUAACUAUGAAUGGAUACUCAGUAGCUUAGCUUUUUGGUGAAAGUUUCUUUCACCAAACUGGAACCAGAAUGGGAGAGUAGAAAUACCUUCUUUCAAUGGGUUGGGCAACAGACUUCUUCUUUCACUCCUAGAUGAUUACUGAAGGACCUGCUUGUCUUAAUUAAACUGUGACUUUGAUCACAAUCUCUAUGUGGGAAAAUAAUUACUAGUCAGGAUUUGCUAAAUGAAGGCUAGAUGUGGAAACUGACCAUGAACUAUAAAAUGGGUAUUAUCCUAACACAAAAGCAACUGGCUCCUGCAGUUUACUGUGAAAAGUCUAGGUUAACUGCUCAGUUUUUUAAAUAAAACACUUUGUUACGCAAAGCAAGAAGUGGAAUGUUACAGGUAUGAACAUGGAAGGUAUUUGACCUACAGCCUCAAUAUACUUCUGAGCUAUGAUGCUAUCUAACUGCACAUAAAAAUAAACAGUAAAUCUGUUUUGCAAAGCAAUUGAAAUGCUGUAUGGUGAUGAUACAGGGCCAAAUCAUGACCUCUCUACAUCUGUGAGUGAGCAGUUAAUUGAUGAGACUACCCAGGUAAUGUUACUACUUAUGUGAGUGACUGCUCAUCAGUGGACCAUAAAGGGGGGAAUCAUAAUCUGGCUUAUUGUGAGCCACUGUUAAGAGUGUAUCAGUAAAAUGACACCUUAAUGAAGGUAUCUGAAAAAUGCUUUAGAUUGUCUGUUUAAAAGCACUAUGUAAAUGGAAUACGCUGAUGUAGAACAAUUUUAAGAAUUCUGGCAAGUCUAGUCUAAUCUGAGAGCAAAUUUGUAUGGGCAAAUUGUAAACCUAUGAAAAUAGGAAACUAUACUAUAAACCCCUUAAUUAAAAUACCUUUCCUUAUUGUAGUGAUAGUAGAUGAGAGAGAGCAGAAGCUCCUUCUCAGUGAAGCUUGAGUUUUCUGGUAGUACUGAGUUCUUCAACCCAAUGUGGCCCAUUAAAGCAAGGAAUUUCUGCUGCCAGAACAUUCAGGCCCCUGCAUAUCACCCACUUAAUGAGGUUCUUACAGAUGUGUGGUGGGUUUUUGUUUGUUUGUUUGUUUGUUUGUUUUUAAUCAAAGCUGAACAUCUAAGCCUGUUCCUAUUGUUACCUUACUGACAUUUUGCAGAAUACACAUAAAUUUCAAAGCAUAAAUAAAUACACAAUAAAUGAUUCAAAUAAAAUACCAUUGAGACUUUUGGUAAAUUGCAGGAACCCUAGCAUUCCUUUGCUGUGCCACAAAAUGUUGCAAAUAUUCUAUUGCUGUGGAAAUCUUAUUCCUUAACCUCAUAUUUGAUAGUUUAACAAUCCUACUUAUCAGACAGUAUGAUGAAAACCAAAACUGUUUGCAAGGGGAAUUAUAAUUAGCAAAUAUUUUCUAUUCAUGUUUUAACUUAAAAUCUAGCAGAGCUAACAUAAUUUAUAUCUUAUAGUUCCACUCCCCUUAAACUCAUGGAAUACUAGUGAAGUAGUAUAUAUGUAUAUCCGGCUCCUACUUCUGCUUUCUCAACCUGUUGAAUCAAGUUUUAUCCUGUAUUUUCAUACCUUGUUGGCACCUGCUUCUUGCUGUUAUACAGGGAAAGAAUACCAUGGCAUCCAAUUUUCACUUUGUACUUUAUCUCUCUCUCGGUAAAUAUACUGAAGCUACUACC
Chrysemys picta bellii (western painted turtle) is the source of this 3788-nucleotide messenger RNA. RefSeq names its product FA complementation group F (gene FANCF). Gene Ontology annotation, cellular component: Fanconi anaemia nuclear complex. Gene Ontology annotation, biological process: interstrand cross-link repair. NCBI's taxonomy places the organism in Eukaryota, Metazoa, Chordata, Testudines, Emydidae. The record is from RefSeq and is a predicted model, not a curated record.